Molecule: messenger RNA, 688 nt
Organism: Camelina sativa (false flax)
Lineage: Eukaryota; Viridiplantae; Streptophyta; Magnoliopsida; Brassicales; Brassicaceae
Product: glucan endo-1,3-beta-glucosidase-like
Source: RefSeq, a predicted model, not a curated record
UUUAUAGCCAUUAGCAUAAAACUUAUAAUUGAUAGAGGAGUUUUCAGAGGUCAAACGAAAUCAAACAUGGCUAAAGCACAUAUAUGUCUUUCUUUCAUCAUCUUGUUAUACAUCUCAUCAGCAGGACAUUUCAUGAGAGUCAAUGCGCAGAGCCAGGGGUAUUGGUGUGUGGCCAAACCUGGCACCACGACCAAACAGCUUCAAAGUAACUUAGACUAUGCUUGUUCGGAAAUCAUCGACUGUCAAGUUGUAUCGACCGGGGGUACAUGUUAUUCACCAGAUAAUCUCUAUAAUAUGGCUUCUGUGGCCAUGAAUCUUUAUUACCAAGCUGAGGGAAGAUACUUUGGAAAUUGCCAUUUCCAAGGCUCUGGUAUCAUUGCCAUAACCGAUCCUAGCUAUGGAAGUUGCAAAUAUCAGUUUAAUAAGUAAAGCAUGUAAAAGCUGCGUAUCUGUUACAAAACAAAACAAAGAAUUCUAGUUCUGAUAUUCUAUAUAUGAUAUCUAAAGUACUUUGAAGUCUGAAUGGUUCAAUUGUUAAGUGUUUGAGUUUUAUAUCGUUGUCAAAACCAUUAUUAAAUUUAAUCUGUCAGAAAUCCUCUUAUUCAAUAGCAUGUGAGGACGAGUUUAUAGUGGGAAGAAGGUUUGUCUUGUCGCUUAGCUGAAAAGCCUGAAGUAUUUUUAGUAUUGU